AAAUGGGGUCCUUCAGCGGUACAUGGUGCAACAUGUGUUGGAUAAUUCCUUCUAGAAGAACAUUCGCAGUUCUUUCCUGUUGUAGUUCUGUCGGACCUGCGCUUUACUGUUAGCACCACCCUGGACACGCUGCCUGAAAGCCGAAAGACAUCCGGAGAUACAUCUUGAAGCUGUUCACAGUUCAACAUCUCAGGGAGUUUGUUUGAACGUUAUAUUUGAUUAAUUUGGCCUGUUAGCCGAGUAGUCAAAAUGUUGAGUGUCGCCAAAUGCGUUUCAAGGACGCUCCCGACAAGGAACUGUACAAGAAAUGUGUCCUCUUUAGUUAAAAAGGCAUGUUGGACAGGUGGCUUCCAACCAGAUGCUUUCAGAGCUCUGUCCAGAAGGGACUAUGCGUCAGAGGCCAUCAAGGGCGCAGUCAUUGGAAUUGACCUCGGAACCACAAAUUCAUGUGUUGCCGUCAUGGAGGGGAAGCAGGCCAAGGUGUUGGAGAAUGCAGAGGGAGCCAGAACGACUCCUUCUGUUGUCGCUUUCACAGCAGACGGAGAGCGUCUGGUGGGCAUGCCUGCUAAACGCCAGUCUGUCACCAACCCUCAAAACACACUGUAUGCCACCAAGAGACUGAUUGGACGUCGCUAUGAUGAUGCCGAGGUCCAGAAAGACCUAAAGAACGUCCCCUUUAAGAUUGUGCGUGCAUCUAACGGUGAUGCUUGGGUGGAGGUGCAUGGGAAAAUGUACUCUCCCAGCCAGGGUGGAGCCUUCGUCCUGAUGAAGAUGAAGGAGACUGCCGAGAACUAUCUGGGAACCAAAGUGAAGAAUGCUGUGGUCACUGUACCAGCUUACUUCAACGACUCUCAGAGACAAGCUACCAAAGAUGCUGGUCAGAUCGCUGGUCUGAACGUCCUGCGUGUAAUCAAUGAGCCAACAGCCGCUGCUCUAGCGUACGGCCUGGAAAAAACCCAGGAUAAAAUUAUUGCUGUGUAUGAUCUGGGUGGAGGUACGUUUGAUAUCUCAGUCCUGGAGAUCCAGAAGGGAGUUUUUGAGGUGAAGUCCACCAACGGUGACACUUUCCUGGGGGGAGAGGACUUCGACCAGCACCUCCUCCAACACAUUGUCAAGGAGUUCAAGAAAGAGUCUGGUGUAGAUCUGAUGAAAGACAACAUGGGGCUUCAGCGAGUCCGAGAGGCGGCUGAGAAGGCCAAGUGUGAGCUGUCCUCUUCACUACAGACUGACAUCAACCUUCCCUACCUGACAAUGGAUGCCUCAGGUCCCAAACAUCUCAACAUAAAGCUGACUCGUGCUCAGUUUGAAGGCAUUGUGGCUGACUUGAUCCGACGCACUGUGGCUCCCUGUCAGAAGGCCAUGCAGGAUGCCGAGGUGUCCAAGGGAGACAUCGGAGAGGUGCUGCUGGUUGGAGGAAUGAGCCGUAUGCCCAAGGUUCAACAAACGGUUCAGGAUCUGUUCGGCCGCGCUCCCAGCAAGUCCGUCAACCCUGAUGAGGCCGUUGCCAUAGGAGCAGCCAUCCAGGGUGGUGUUUUGGCCGGUGAUGUCACUGAUGUGCUGCUGUUGGAUGUGACACCAUUGUCUCUGGGUAUUGAGACCCUGGGCGGAGUCUUCACUAAACUCAUCAACAGGAACACUACAAUUCCCACCAAGAAGAGCCAGGUCUUCUCCACUGCAGCUGAUGGACAGACUCAGGUAGAGAUCAAGGUAUGUCAGGGAGAAAGAGAGAUGGCAGCAGACAACAAGGUCCUGGGUCAGUUCACACUGGUGGGAAUCCCCCCUGCACCCCGCGGUGUUCCACAGGUUGAGGUCACUUUUGACAUUGAUGCCAAUGGCAUCGUCCACGUCUCCGCCAAGGACAAGGGAACAGGCCGAGAACAGCAAGUUGUGAUCCAGUCAUCGGGAGGUCUCAGUAAAGAUGACAUCGAGAACAUGAUAAAAAAUGCUGAAAAGUAUGCAGAGGAGGACAGGAGGAGAAAGGACCAAGUGGAGGCAGUUAACAUGGCUGAGGGCAUCGUCCAUGACACAGAAUCCAAGAUGGAGGAGUUCAAGGACCAGCUUCCAGCUGAUGAGUGUACCAAGCUGAAGGAGGAGAUCUCAAAGGUCCGGGAUCUUCUGGCCAACAAGGACUCUGAAACAGGAGAAAACAUCAAACAGGCGGCCACCAACCUGCAGCAGGCGUCACUUAAACUCUUCGAAAUGGCUUACAAGAAGAUGGCGGCAGACCGGGACAGUGGCAGCAGCAGCAGCUCAAGCUCAGAGGGAGAGAAGAAGGAAGGCCAGCAGUAGACCUUUGCAUUCGUCACUGGGUUUCGGAAGGCUGUCUGGCUCGCCGAUGGACUGGGUGGGUGGGGGUAGAAGUCUAGAGUGACAAGCUGAAUUUUAGUCACUCAUCAUAAUAUAUUCUACUACUGUGUUUUUGCAGUAAAAUUCUUGAGUGAAAAGAUGUGUCAAUGUAUUAUGCUCCAUGUCCUCUGCUAUCCUGUCAGUAAUUUAAUUGUCUAAAAAAACAAAAAACAAAUGUAAUGUAUGUUAUUUUUACAAAGUUGUUCAGUUACAUUCUGAGGUAGUAAAGGUUAUUUUUUGUGUGUCUAAGACAUCAUCAUGUAGGUUUCAUGUUCUUCGGCGCCGUCAUCUGGAGCAGUUAAGCUGUUAAUGGCUCAGUUCUGAGUUUAAAGGAUUUUACACAGCAGACAGCCCUGCUUCAUACAAUGACCUCACUCAUUCUAGCUAUUCUGUUUUAAUAGUGCACUCAGUUACUUGCUACCUGUUUGUCAGAAACUUGCCAGGUCUUGAGUUCUCUUAAAGUGUUCUUCACCAAUGCAGAACUUGGUAUUGAGGUGGUUUUCACUUCAUUGCUUCACCUUUUUUAUAAUUCUGUACAAAUGCACCUGCAGCACUCUGGAAGAAUUAUGUAUGAUCCCAUUUGUUCUUAUAUUCUCUUGACAAUGUAUUUUUAAAGGGGCUUGUUAAGGUUAAUUAAUGUAAGUCUUAGAUCUGAGAGUCUGGACGUUGGCUUAUCACAACAGAGGAUACCAGACAGUGAACCGGAGGAACAGUUGAUGCAAUAUACCAGAACGGGCUGUACAUGCAGUACAGUGUCAUUCGGCUCCAGUAGGAGUACUGUUGCUGCCAUAAACGGCUAUGAGUAAUGUGAUUGGUGACAUAUACCUGCCUGAAAAGUAAUCCAGGGUGCUUGACAUAUGAAAGAAGCAAUGAGGCAGGCAGGAGGCAGCACUGAAUUGAAAGCAGUUUGUCAAUUUAUUUUGCUGAAGUAAAAAAAAUUGACAGUUCCAAUAACUGUUUGUCUUUUCGAAUAAAAAUCUGAAAUGUGA
Messenger RNA from Cyclopterus lumpus (lumpfish), 3335 nucleotides. RefSeq names its product heat shock protein 9 (gene hspa9). Gene Ontology annotation, cellular component: mitochondrion; cytoplasm. Bases 250 to 2289 code for a protein of 679 amino acids. The record is from RefSeq and is a predicted model, not a curated record. Gene Ontology annotation, molecular function: ATP hydrolysis activity; heat shock protein binding; ATP binding. NCBI's taxonomy places the organism in Eukaryota, Metazoa, Chordata, Actinopteri, Perciformes, Cyclopteridae. The transcript has 16 exons. Gene Ontology annotation, biological process: cellular response to unfolded protein; protein refolding.